Molecule: messenger RNA, 2030 nt
Organism: Sinocyclocheilus grahami
Lineage: Eukaryota; Metazoa; Chordata; Actinopteri; Cypriniformes; Cyprinidae
Product: glutamine-dependent NAD(+) synthetase
Exons: 14
Biological process (GO): NAD+ biosynthetic process
Cellular component (GO): cytoplasm
Molecular function (GO): glutaminase activity; NAD+ synthase (glutamine-hydrolyzing) activity; ATP binding
Source: RefSeq, a predicted model, not a curated record
AUGGAGAAGCUAGUGGCAUGCAUUGCUCAGACCACAGUGGCGUUUGGAGAUGGGGUGCUGUCCACCAAGGACACCUGCAUAGGGAGUGAGAUUUGUGCUGAGCUGUGGAACCCCAGGAGUCCACAUGUUGACAUGGGUUUAGAUGGUAUUGAGAUCUUUACCAAUUCCUCUGCAAGCUACCAUGAGCUACGUAAGGCUGACCACAGGGUGAACUUGGUCAAAUCUGCCACCACUAAGAGUGGAGGGAUCUAUCUAUUUGCCAAUCAGAAGGGUUGUGAUGGAGACCGUCUGUACUACGACGGGUGUGCUAUGAUUGCCAUCAAUGGAGAUAUUGUUGCCAGAGGAGCGCAGUUCUCACUCAAGGAUGUAGAGGUUGUCACAGCCACUCUUGAUCUGGAAGAUGUUCGGAGCUAUCGAGGAGAGAGGUGUCACCCACACAUGGAAUAUGAGCACAAACCUUAUCAGAGGAUCAAAACAGACUUCUCUCUGUCUGACUGUGAUGACAGGUGUCUGCCCACACAUCAGCCUGUGGAGUGGAUUUUCCACACCCCAGAAGAAGAGAUCAGGUAACUUCAACAGGGAAAAAAAUGAACCUACAUAUAUGAUCUCUACAUUUAAAGGAAAAGUUCACCCAAAAAUAAAAAAUUACUGACAAGUUCCUCUCCCUCAGGACAUCUAAGAUGUAGAUGAGUUUGUUUCUUCAUGGGAACAGAUUUGGAGAAAUGUAAUUCUCAGGUUCUGGAGGAUGUGCAGCGGGUGGUCAGCGAUUCGUCCUACAGGCCUGAGGACCCACAUGAGCUGUGUGGACGCCUCUUUACCACAUGCUACAUGGCUAGUGAAAACUCCUCUGAAGACACUCGCAACAGAGCCAAAGACCUCGCUGCUCAGAUCGGCAGCAAUCACCUAAAUAUCAAUAUUGACUUGGCAGUAAAAGGCAUACUGGGAAUCUUCUCUAUGGUCACAGGGAAGUGGCCUCAGUUUCGUGCUAAUGGAGGAAGUGCCAGAGAGAACCUGGCACUGCAGAACGUCCAGGCUCGUAUCAGGAUGAUUUUGGCCUACCUCUUUGCCCAGCUGUAUCUGUGGGCUCAGGGAAAACCUGGUGGUCUCUUAGUUCUUGGUUCAGCAAACGUGGAUGAGAGCUUGACUGGAUACUUCACAAAGUAUGACUGCUCCAGUGCUGAUAUCAAUCCCAUUGGAGGUGUUAGUAAGAUGGACCUGAAGUGCUUUUUGCAGUACUGUGUAAAACGCUUCCAUCUCACUGCCCUCAUAAGCAUUUUGGAUGCUCCACCAACUGCAGAGCUUGAGCCACUGACUGAUGGCAAGAUCGUCCAGACUGAUGAGGCUGACAUGGGAAUGACCUACUCAGAGCUAUCUGUGAUUGGCAGACUCAGGAAGAUCUCCAAAUGUGGCCCAUACAGCAUGUUUUGCAAGCUGAUUCACUCAUGGAAAGAGACCUUCACUCCCUCGCAGGUGGCUACUAAAGUGAAACAUUUUUUUAGGAUGUACUCAAUCAACAGACAUAAGAUGACAACAGUAACACCCUCUUAUCAUGCUGAAAACUACAGUCCAGAUGAUAACCGUUUUGACCUCCGUCCUUUCCUUUACAACACACAGUGGCACUGGCAAUUCCGCUGCAUCGACAAUGAGGUGGCUAUGAUGGCGUGAUAUGGAAGGUGUAUGUACAACUGUUAUCAGAAGCCAUUGAUCCUUGGUCCAAAGAUUCAUCUCGGCCGCUGAUGUUAUAGUGAGCGCUCAGCAGUUCUCUGCACUCUUUCUGUUUGGCUGCACAUGCACUGCAACUUGUUCUAGUUAUUGUUUUUCUUAGGAUGUAUAAAUCCUAAAUAAUGUCUUCAGUUAUGUUCGCAUUAUAAUGCAAAUAAUCAGGUUUGCGAUUAUUGAAAUUGUGUAUGGUAAUGGUUGUUUAAAAAUAAAACAAUACAUGAAAUUGUUCAUAUGCAGUUACUGUUAAAUAAGAUAUCUAUAACUUGUACUUUCAUAAUCUUUCAUUGAAUAAUUUGCCAAGAAACAAC